AUGGAGAAUCCAGCGACCGAGAUCUCGGCGGUGAUCCGUCUGCUCACCCAAUCGCCGCCGUCGCUGCAAGAGAAGACCAUCAAUCGCUUCUUCACACACAAUGCGUCCUUUGUCCACCCAUUCUGUCGAGUACCCAGCUUUGAGGGCAGUCGGUGGUAUGUAGGGAAGAUUUUUCAGUGGUACAAGAUUUUGUCGCCCCGUGUUGAGAUCGAGGUGCAUUCCAUCGCAUUUGACGAGGAGCACCUAAGACUCUAUGUGAAUCUGUCCCAAAUAUUCUCAGUCUGGAUCGUUCCCUUCCACGUCUCGCCGGUGACGCUCACCACCGUUCUGGACCUGACCACCGAUGCGACUCAGAGUGAUGCCCCAACGAAUGGCAAUCACACGCUAUACUAUAUCACGAGGCAGGAGGACCUGUACCAGACUUCGGAGUUUGUCAAGUUCCUUAUGCCGCAUGUCGGCCACUGGCUCGUUUUCGCCUGGCAUCUGAUCGCCACGCUCUUCUGCGUUCUGGGCGUUGGUCUCCUGUGGCCGAUGCUGUGGCUGGAGGAAAAUGGUUAUCUGCCGGGACGCAUUGCGAAGGGGGGAAUGUAG
Messenger RNA from Penicillium riverlandense, 591 nucleotides. RefSeq lists its product as uncharacterized. The record is from RefSeq and is a predicted model, not a curated record. The transcript is spliced from 3 exons. Lineage: Eukaryota; Fungi; Ascomycota; Eurotiomycetes; Eurotiales; Aspergillaceae. Bases 1 to 591 code for a protein of 196 amino acids.